Aphanomyces astaci is the source of this 1537-nucleotide messenger RNA. RefSeq lists its product as hypothetical. NCBI's taxonomy places the organism in Eukaryota, Oomycota, Saprolegniomycetes, Saprolegniales, Verrucalvaceae. Gene Ontology annotation, molecular function: hydrolase activity, acting on carbon-nitrogen (but not peptide) bonds. The transcript has 7 exons. The record is from RefSeq and is a predicted model, not a curated record. Bases 42 to 1013 code for a protein of 323 amino acids.
GUUUUAAACCCAACCCCAACGCUACCACUAUUUGAAGGAAGAUGGCUGGUGUGAAUGUGGAUUUGGUGCUCAAUGCACGUCAUAUCGUGCCCGUGGUCCCCGAGGGUGUGGUGUUGGAGAACCAUUCGGUGGUUGUAAACGAAGGCCUCAUCGUGGCCAUCUUGCCGACGGCGGAUGUGACUGGAGUGUACAUCGCCGCGGAAACCGUGGACUUGCCAGACCACAUUUUGAUUCCGGGACUCAUCAAUGCGCACACGCAUGCAUCCAUGACGCUUCUUCGAGGGCUGGCGGACGACAAACCCCUCUGCGAAUGGCUCAUGGAAGACAUUUUCCCUGCGGAGGGCAAAUUCGUCAGCGACGAGUUCGUUCGUGACGGCACGUUGCAUUCGGCGGCGGAAAUGAUCCGCAGCGGGACGACAUGUGCCAACGACAUGUACUUCUUCCCCGAUGCCGCCGCGUCGACGUUUGAGAAAGUCGGACUGCGUGCGCUCGUGGGUCAAGUGGUCAUGGAGUUCCCCACGGCGUACGCCACAGGACCCGCCGACUACUUUGCCAAGGCGCGCGCGAUGUUUACCAAGUACAAAGACUCUUCGUUGAUCUCCCUCGCCAUGGCACCGCAUGCCCCGUAUACGGUGUCGGACGCAUCCUUCGAACAAGUGCUGGCAUUGUCCCGCGAGUUCAACGUCCGCGUCCACCUCCACUUGCACGAGUCGGAAGCCGAGUGCGUCGACAGCGCCACCAAGACCCCGUCCAUGAUGUGCCACCAAUCCGCCGAGCACUCUCGCCCGCUGCAAAACAUGCAACGAUUGGGCCUGCUCAACGACCAGCUCAUCGCGGCCCACAUGACCCAGCUCACGGACGACGAGAUCGCCGCCGUCGCCGCCGCGGGCACGCACGUCUCGCACUGCCCCACGUCCAACUUGAAACUCGCGUCCGGAAUCUGCCGUGUGUCGGAUCUGCUGGCGCAAGGCGUCAACGUGGCCAUUGGCACGGACGGCGCGGCCAGUACGUGACGCUCUUGAUGUAUGUCACACGUUUGAAAUGUCCUAGGCAACAAUACGCUCAACAUGUUUGCCGAGAUGAAACUCGCGGCCGUUUUGGCCAAGGGUGAGUCCAAGUGCUGCACGAGCGUACCCGCCGCCACCGCCCUCCGCAUGGCGACAUUGAACGGAGCCAAGGCGCUGGGGAUCGAGGCCAAGGUUGGGUCCGUCGAAGUCGGCAAGUUUGCUGACCUUGUGGCCGUGUCGACCGACUGCGUGGAGAUGCUGCCCAUGUAUAGCGCCAUCAGCCAUGUGGUGUACGUCGCCGGACGUGAAAACGUGUCGGACGUGUGGGUGGCUGGCAAGCGGUUGCUGGCUAACCGAGUGCUGACCACGAUCGAUGAAGUGCAAGUGAAGCAGCACUGCAAAAAGUGGCACGACGCUAUCCGCGACCACCACGCCGAAAUGGUCGCCGCCAAAAAGUAAUACUUCGGAGGAUUCGCCUUGUGAGGUGACCAACUAACAUCAGUAUUAAUCCUCUCCUUCAUGCAUUCGGA